This is a messenger RNA of Parnassius mnemosyne (clouded apollo), 1149 nucleotides long. The record is from the annotation of a GenBank genome assembly. NCBI's taxonomy places the organism in Eukaryota, Metazoa, Arthropoda, Insecta, Lepidoptera, Papilionidae.
AUGAGAUGGACAGUGCACAUCGAAGGUGGCCCACGAAGGGUCAAUCAUGCAGCUGUUUGCAUUGGUGACAAGAUAUUUUCAUUUGGUGGAUACUGUUCCACUGAAGAAUAUAAAGAUUGGGAACCGAUUCCUAUUCAUGUAUUGGAUACUUCUACACUUAGGUGGUCAAUGGUAUUUUAUAGAAAAACGCAUGUGAUGCCUUUUCAAAGAUAUGGUCACACAGCUGUGGCCUACGGUCACAAGGUAUACAUGUGGGGGGGCAGAAACAAUGCUGUGGCUUGUGAUACACUGUUUUGCUUUGAUACAAAGAAAUUAGAAUGGAGCAUGCCAGCUGUAUCUGGUAUGGUACCAUAUGCAAAAGAUGGUCAUUCUGCAUGUGUUAUAAGAAAUAAAAUGUAUAUAUUUGGAGGUUUUGAAUACCUUACUGAUCAGUAUUCACAAGAAGUUCAUUGUUUGGACCUGGACACAUUGCAAUGGAGUUUUGUCGAUGCACAUGGUACUCCACCUUCUCAUAGAGACUUUCACACAUCUGUACCUGUUGGUGAUAGAAUGUAUAUAUUUGGUGGCCGUGGUGACUUAAAUAGCCCAUAUAACUCCCAAGAAGAAGUGUACUGUCCUCAAGUGUAUUAUUUAGAUACAAUUAAAGAUGAAUGGGUUGUAGCCAACCCAGGAGGAACCUGGCCUGAAGGUAGACGCAGCCAUUCAGCCUGGUUGCAUCAGGGUUACAUGUACAUCUUUGGUGGGUUUAAUGGAAACACAAAAACUCACUUUAAUGAUUUGUAUAGAUAUUCAAUUAAUGGAAAUUACUGGGAGUACAUUAAUGUAAGUGGUAUUAUACCAUGCAAGAGAAGACGCCAAGCUUGUCUUCUGUUUAAUAACAAAGUGUAUUUAUUUGGAGGAACAAGUCCAUGUCCACAUAUGAGCGGACGACCUGUAGACAAUUCGGAUGCAGCGGAUGAUCCAGAAAGGUUGAUAGACAACAGCGACCUUCACUUACUGGAUUACUCACCAAGCUUGAAAACACUCUGCAUUCUUCAAGUCCUAGAACAUAACUUGGACCAAUCCAUUUUGCCGCGUGAUAUUAUCUUAGACAUUCGAACGAUGACGCUUCCGAAUCGCAUAAGCAGACCCUUUAAUCAAGCUGGGUGA